CACCGACACGGCCACGGCGCGCUCCGGGACAGGGUGAAAUUCCCCUUUUAGGCGGAAAAAGCGUUUCCUCCCUCACCUGGUGAUUUCAGCCAUGAUUCACAGCCUGUUUCUGAUCAAUUCCUCCGGGGAUAUUUUCCUUGAGAAGCACUGGAAAAGCGUGGUCAGCCGUUCUGUUUGUGAUUACUUUUUUGAGGCCCAAGAGCGAGCCACCGAGGCGGAAAAUGUCCCUCCUGUGAUCCCAACCCCUCACCACUACCUCUUGAGUGUCUACCGCCACAAAAUUUUCUUUGUGGCCGUGAUCCAGACGGAGGUGCCGCCGCUGUUCGUCAUUGAGUUUUUGCAUCGUGUGGUGGACACAUUUCAGGAUUAUUUUGGAGUCUGUUCAGAAGUAGUGAUCAAAGACAAUGUCGUUGUGGUUUAUGAAGUGCUGGAGGAGAUGCUUGAUAAUGGGUUCCCACUGGCUACCGAAUCAAAUAUCCUGAAGGAGCUGAUAAAACCUCCCACCAUCUUGCGAACCGUUGUCAACACUAUCACAGGAAGCACCAACGUGGGUGACCAACUUCCUACAGGACAGCUCUCCGUAGUGCCGUGGAGACGGACUGGGGUGAAAUAUACCAAUAAUGAGGCAUAUUUUGAUGUGAUUGAGGAGAUUGAUUCCAUCAUUGACAAGUCAGGUUCCACGAUUACCGCCGAGAUCCAGGGCGUGAUUGAUGCCUGUGUUAAGCUGACCGGGAUGCCUGACCUCACACUUUCCUUCAUGAACCCCAGGUUGCUGGACGAUGUGAGUUUCCACCCGUGUGUUCGCUUCAAGCGCUGGGAAUCUGAGCGCAUCCUCUCCUUCAUCCCCCCGGAUGGAAACUUCCGCCUGCUGUCCUACCACGUCAGUGCUCAGAACUUGGUGGCAAUUCCCGUGUAUGUCAAACAUAACAUCAAUUUCCGGGAUAGCAGCUCCCUGGGACGCUUUGAAAUCACAGUGGGGCCUAAGCAGACCAUGGGGAAGACUAUAGAGGGAGUGAUUGUCACCAGUCAGAUGCCCAAAGGGGUCCUGAAUAUGAGUCUCACCCCUUCCCAGGGAGCACACACAUUUGACCCAGUCACAAAGCUGCUCUCCUGGGAUGUAGGGAAAAUAAAUCCCCAGAAGCUGCCAAGUUUGAAGGGAACCAUGAGCCUCCAAGCUGGGGCUUCCAAACCUGACGAGAACCCCACAAUCAACCUGCAGUUUAAAAUCCAGCAACUGGCAAUCUCUGGACUGAAAGUAAAUCGUCUGGAUAUGUAUGGAGAGAAGUACAAGCCCUUCAAGGGCAUAAAAUACAUGACCAAAGCCGGGAAGUUCCAAGUGCGAACCUGAAGCAGAGCCCGAUACCGAACGAAAACCACAAGCACUCUUUCAUUUCUAUCUUACCUAGGGAUCAAAAAUCAGCUGUUCCUUCCUGCGUUAGUCCCCCUGGGGUCUGCACCCCCCUUUUGCUGCAUUGAUUCUUUCUGGGUUUUUGGUCUCACUGAACUAAUCAAGAGAGAAAAGAGGGCCACCGGGGAGAGCCCGGGCACAUCUGAAACAGAAUCCAUUAGCCCUGACGUAAUACAGAAGAGACAUACUAAUUUGCUCAACCAGGGGGAAAGAUAAUGUGAAAAAAGGAAGGGAAAAUGCAUAGGUUUUUUUUUCUUUCUGUGAAUUCAGAAAUGAUUCAUUUAAAAAAAAAAGUUGUCAAAGAAAGGUGACUAAAUCAGUGAAGGAAGAGUCAAUUGGGGACUUGAUUUGUGAGAGAGGAAAAGGAGAGACAAGAAAUAAUGCACCUUUAGAGAAGGGACUAAGCAGGGAAAGCAUAUUAGAAUGAAUAAUGGUAGGGGAGGAGUCUAAGAGGGUUCUGAAGGGAUCGCUCCUCCCACGACAAGGUAGGACAGACAUAAAGAGAUGAGUUGUUUUCUUGCCAGCACAGAGAACUCUCUACUUUUCAUAGAUCUAUUUAAUAUUUGAGCCUCGAGGGAUAAACUAUAAUUUCCCAAAUGAAGUUUACCUGCUCCAGAACCACCAAAACUUGGUAAGAUCAAAAUUAUCCUGCAAGGAACAACAGACUGAAACCGAAAAUCUUGAGCAUGAGUUGCUCCGAGAUACUAUGUUACCAACUUGUACUUCCCAAGUGCUUAGUACAGUGCUCUGCACACAGUAAGCGCUCAAUAAGUACGAUUGAAUGAAUAUUGCCAUCACAUCAAUUCAGUAUUCAAAAACCGUGAGAUCUUCUGUCCUCUCCCCUGGAAAACAAGGAGAUGAGAGUGGCUGGCCCCCACUCUAUUUUGGAAUGUGUCUCGGGGAGUCGUGGAAAUUGUAUUUCCAACCCUCUCUUCCAUCCCAAAUUUAGUUCACUCUCUUACCUUCCCACCUCCCUCUUCGUAUCAGAGAUGGAGAGGGGCAGCAGCGACUGAGCUUUAGCCCUGUUUCCUCCCAUGAUGGGGUGUCUCCUGGUCGGAUGUGGACAGUCCCUUGGGUUUCAGGUGACUCUCAAAGCCUGUUGUGUGUGUGGGUGUGUGUGUGUGGUGUGUGUGUGUUGGGGGGAUUGGCCGGGCUGCUGCCAAAACUAUAGUUUCUGGCCCUGCAUAGAGCUGGCCUUCCAGAUCCCAAGAUAUCUACCCAUCUCACGUAUCCAGAACUGUGGCAUUAAUUUUAGGAGACUGGCUGUUUUCAUUUUUAUGACUGGCUUAAGGUAUGCAGAAGAGCUAUUUAAAUAUUUAUUAAAACUGUAUUUGGGAACAUUUGUAGUAACCUGAUGGAGAGCUGCUGGGCUGUUUUUUCUGGCAACUCAAAAUGAAUGAAGACAUCUAUUAUCCUGUUCAUGGAGUUUUUGUGUUUAGUACAGUGCUCUGCACCCAGAUAAAUCCUAUUGAUCGAUUGACUCUUUAAAGCCCUGUUCCAUGCUACUGCCUGUGAACUAACUACCCGUCUUACCGCUUUACCUCCCCAGACUUGUUUUUGCUGUUCUGAAUAAUGUGAAAUUCGCGUGGCACUCUAGAGUUCUCUGAAGUGACUUUGCCAGUUCCACUAGAUGUGUGUCUUGCUCCUUUCCCAUUGAUCCCAGGCUCCCUCCACUUCAUGAAUUUCUGGAAACUGUGCUGAUAAGAACCCGCCGCUUCAAAAUGGGUCUCUAGUUCAGGGUCCCAUGCCGUGUCUCUCAGGUAUACCCACUGGAAGAGCAGUCUGCCUGUGGCUCAGCAGCAGUUGAUCGAUCUCACCCAGUGUAAUGAGGAAUUCAGAGAGGCAUUGGAACCAGAGGGAUGUUUCAAGGCAAAGAAAUCCUGUGCAUUCUCUUUCAGGGCUGGUGUAUUGAAACUUGGGAGUUAAGAGAUGGGGGUGGGGGUACACAGGGAGGGCAGGGGGAUGCUGAAGGAAUGAAUGUCCUUUCAGGGUGGUCCCCAGAUAGCUGUGUUGUCUCUGUGGAUAUACAUGUAGAGCACAGAGGUAGAUGCUGAAUUAGGCCUCAAUAAAGGUCAGUUUUACCAGUCA
Molecule: messenger RNA, 3496 nt
Organism: Tachyglossus aculeatus (Australian echidna)
Lineage: Eukaryota; Metazoa; Chordata; Mammalia; Monotremata; Tachyglossidae
Gene: AP3M2
Product: adaptor related protein complex 3 subunit mu 2
Exons: 9
Coding region: 92-1348 (418 amino acids)
Biological process (GO): intracellular protein transport; endocytosis
Cellular component (GO): cytoplasmic vesicle; clathrin adaptor complex
Source: RefSeq, a predicted model, not a curated record